CAUUGUUCUUCCUUCUUCUUCAACUCACCCCCUUCUUCAACUCAACUCACCCUCAACUCAAUCGCACCAGCUCCCCUAAGAAUGCGAUCUCACGGACUGCACUCGAGCGCGCCGCCGCCAAUGCAGCCGCCGAGCAAGAGCAACAAGGGCGGGAGCGCUGCGGAUCAGUCAGCUGCGUUUGCAUCGACGCUGGCGAGCACACUGACUGCGAGCAGCACUGCGACCACUGCGGCGACUGCUGCUGCAAUGCACACGCAGCUCGCUCUGGCCGGGGCUGCCCUGCGCGAGGAGGGCGCUGCGAACGACCGGAUGCGUCGCCUGCUCACCGAGCUCACCGCCACCAACGACGCCAUCCAGACGCGCGUCUCGCGGUGCCUCGCAGACUACUGCGACAUGCGCCUCGCAGUCCAGCAGGUCGCGCUCGCCAUCGCGCCGACCAGCCGCUUUGCCAAGCCACUCGACCAGACCGAGCUCUACGGCGACGGCGUCUCCACCGCCCCUGGGUUGUCGUCGAGUGGAACAACGAGUCCAGCGGCGGCCGCGGCGGCUGCUCAUGCUGCUGCUGCUGCUGCCAGUGGUGGUAGUGCUGGUGCUGGUGGUGCAUCGGGACGUGGGACGACAACCACAACCACAACCACAACCACCCCGACGAAGCCCGCUGCUGCUCCAUCAGUCACCGAGGACGAGCGGCGCAAGUCAAAGCUCGUGCAGUGGGGCGCGUCCACAACCGAACGCGUCGCUCUGCUCAUCACUGCAGACGCUCUGCUCGAGAGCAGCAAGGGCACGCCGGAGGACAUGAUUGGGCAGACGCGAGCGCUCGCGCAAGUCACUGCGCUGCUCAUCAACCGCAUCAAGACGAACGCUGCCGCGACUUCCAACAACGAGCAGCAGCAGAGACGACUGUCGCAUGCCAAGAUGCUCGCAGACGCAACCUCAAAGGCAGUCAACGCUGCCAAGCAUGUGGCCAAGGCGAUGGGAGAUCCCGCACAGACCCAGUCCCUUGCCGAUUCCAUCUCUGCCCUUCGCUCCACCGCUGCUCUUCUCGAAGAGGAAGAAAAUGUUGAGCUCAAGGAACGGGCGCUGCAUCGUGUGCCCCCGUCGAGACUGUCGACGAUCGUGCAGGGAUCGGGCAACCAGCCACCUCCCAUUGUGCCGUACGCUCAGGCUGUGGCCGCUAGGCAACAGCCACCGCCCCAGCAACAGUCUGCAGCCGCUAUCACUCGCAGCGGCUCUAACGCUGGAGGUACCCGUGGCCUGGUUCGCAUUUAUGAUUCGAGCAUCCAAAACAAGCAGGCCGAAUUCAAGGGUUUGAUGCUGGGUGCCUCAACGACCGCACUUGAGACCAUUGCUCUGGCGCUCCAAAAGUACGGGUACGAUGAAUCGCCCGAGCUGUUUGCCUUGUCUGAAGUCAAGACCGAUGCUGGUGUUCGCGAACGUGUCCUCACGAACGAGGAAACGCCUUUUACGAUCAAGCAAGCGUGGGAAGAAAGCAACCCGCCGGACAACCUGCGCUUCUACCUCAAGCGCAAGAAGGGCGAGGCGAGCGAUGGCAAGGGUGUCGUCCGCGUGUAUGCCGGCAUGCUCAAAUCCGCCGUCGAAUUCAAGACGGUCCCGGCGUCACUUGCAACGACCGUUCCGGAAGUCAUCAAAGCCGCUCUCGGCAAGUUUCAAAUCAAAGACGAUCCCGCCAACUUUACGCUGCUGGAAGUGCAGAUGCACCGUGGAGUCAUUGAGCGACCUUUGGACAAGACCGAGUGUCCGUUCGCUCUCAAGCUUCAGUUCCAAAAGCAAGGCGUCACAGAGGACAUGGUUCGCUUUUAUCUUCGCAAGAACAAGCUGCAAACCGGCCUCGAAAAGGCGCCCAUUCGCAUCUGGGCUGGCUCUGGUGUGCACAAGACAACGUCCGAGUUCAAGAGCAUUUUUGUCUCCAGCAUGACCCAGGUUCCUGCCGUUAUCAAGAUGGCCCUGGACAAGUUCAUGAUGUCCGAGACGGGUGGUCAAUUUGCGCUCAUUGAGGUUCAGAACGGCAUGAAAGAGCGAGUGAUGAACGACUCAGAGUGCCCACUUGCUACCAUCCUUGCUCUGGAGAAACGCGGCUUUACCAGUGGCACGGCGCGUCUGUACCUCCGGCGCGAUGACACUGCUGCCGCUCAACUCGCGCCGUCGUCUCCGGGCAAUGACGAACGCGCGGCUCGCGAGCAAGAAAUGUGGCAAGUCAUCCGAGGCACGGACGAGAACAAUUACUGCGCCGACUGCAACGCGUCAGAUCCGCAAUUUGUUUCAAUCAAUCUUGGUGCCGUUCUGUGCCACAAGUGCGCAUGCGUGCACAAUGCCCUCUCCGCGCCGUUUUGGGAGAGCGCUGCAGUCAACUUUGAGGCUGAGCUUUCUAGCGGCAAGUUCUUUUCCAAGAUUCGAGCAGUCACGCACUCGUCAUGGUCGGCCGAGUUUAUCAAGCUGUUCCAAGGCGUUGGCAAUGCCAUCGUCAACCAGACGUAUGAGCAUGGCAUGAUUUACUCGUUGGACAUCUCCAAGCCACUCCCCGACGCCGCAGACGACGAGCGCCAAAAGUUCAUCUCGGCAAAGUAUGUGGACAAGGCGUUUGUCGAGGCCUAUCUGUCUGCUGUUGACCAAUCCGACCCUGACUCGGCUGAGUCGGAUACCAAGCACGCCGACGCGUUGCAGCGCGCCAUGUCACGGGAUUUGUUCCUUGCCUGUGAAGGCGGCGAAGUGGUGCAAGUGAUGCGUUUGAUUGCACUUGGCGCCAACGUCAACUUUGCUGCGGUCGACAAGGACGCGCAAGCAACGCCCAAUCCCGUUGUUACGACGGCAGGCUCGACUCCCUUGCACGUUGCGAGCAGCAAUGGCUAUGGUGCCAUCGUCACGUUGCUGCUUGAAGCGGGCGCGUCGCCUGUGGCUGCUGACUGCGAUGGCAACUCGCCGUUGUACUAUGCCGAACUGUCAAAGCAUGCUGACAUUGUGACAAUCCUCUCCGAGCGCCAACAGGCGCACCAUCUCAACCACCGUUCCGUGAUUGCGGAUGCUUCGAAGGCGAAAUUGAUGUCGCUUUCGCACUUUGACUUUAGCGACUUGUUCGCGGAUGUGCUGUCGGAAACGCAAGACCGUCAUCUCAGCAACGUGCGGGGCAAAAUGGUGCCCAACUCGAACGUGAACGCUGGUCAGCGCGAAGGUCGCCGCAAACUUGCCAUGCUGGAUGAUGCUCAGUUUGCGCCGCUCGCCAAGAACGUGUUCAUGGAAGUCGAUUCUCGCCAACGCGAGCUUGUUGCGCGUGUUCGCACUGCCAUCCAGGAGGCAGCCUCCUCGGAGCCUGUGACUUCGGAACGCCUGUCGCAGAUUGCGCAAUACCAGACGGACGAGCGUGAGCGUGCACAGCGAGCUGCUGCUGACUCGGAUACGCUGAUGGAAGAACUCAAGGCAAACAAGGCCAAACGUCUGAGCGCGCUGAGCAACUCGUCCGUGUCGCAGUCCCUUCCGCCGCCGCAGCCGCUGGCCACUGUCGGUGAUGAAGACGAUAGCAGCGCGUCGGGAUCCAAUCUGAUGUUUGUCCCCUCGAUCAGCAACGAGGACAUUUACGCCGAUCCCGACCUGACUCCAAAGCCCACGCCUGUGGCUCCCCCGCGGCGCAGUCACGCAGCCAAGGCUGCUUCUGCUUCUGCUGCGCCCAAGCCGUCAGCCCUUUCGUCGUCGUCGUCGGCAGUGCCCGAGCCUACUGCCGCUACGCCAAAGUCUACGGCAUCAUCUGCUGUACCCCCUGCUGCACUCUCAUCCAAACCCUCUCCGUCCACACCCGAAUCGCAACCAGAGCUGUCCAUUGAAGACGAGAUUCGCUUGCUCGAGCAGCAAGAGCGCUCCCGCAUCGAGCGUGAACUCACGGAGCCCACUGAAGCCGAUCAAGCCAAGCUUCAGCGCGAGCAUGACGCUGCGGUUGAAGCACAGAUGGCUGCUCGACUGCGCAAGGAACGCGAGGCAUUAGCUGCCUUGCAAAAGGAACAGCAAGAGCAGCAAGAGCGAGAAAAGCUUCAGCGCGAGGAACAACAGCGUGAGCAACUUCAGCGCGAACAACAAGAGCGAGAACGGCUUCAGCGCGAGCAACGCCAACGUGAACAAGAGCAACGCGAGCAGCAAGAGCGAGAACGGCUUCAGCGUGAGCAACUCCAACGUGAGCAGGAGCAGCGUGAGCAACAAGAGCGCGAGCAACAGGCGCGCGAACAGGAGCAACGCGAACAGGAGCAACGCGAAAAGGCGCAGCGCGCACUCGAGCAAAAGAAACGCGAGCAGGAGGAACUGCUCGCCGUUGCCGAAGAAAAUCGCCGUCAACACGAAGAGGCAAUGAACCUGCACCGUCAACGCCAGGAAGAAGCCCGCGCGAUUGCUGCCUCUCGUCCCACCUCUGUUGCCCACAAGCCCACGCCCGCCGAACAGCCUCGUGCGCAACUUGAGCUUCAACACAAGCGCGAUGAGGAAGAGCGCCUCGCCGAGCUGCAGCGAAUUGAGGCUGAGCACGCGAAAUUGGAGCAACGCCUGUCUGCUCGCAAGUCGCAGCUGGAAGCAGCCAAGAACGCUUCUGCCGCCGGGAACAAGGCAGUCGCCGACGCUCAGGUUGCCGUCGUUCAGCAAGCUCAGGUUGUCACCGCGGCCGUGGCCACGUUCUUGGCCGCGGCGAAGGCUGUGCAGCACGAGCAGUUUGUGGAAAAGUGCUCCGAUCUCAUUCGCAAAGCUGCCACUCUGGUGAACCUUGCGGAUGCCCUCACGACGCAGUACACCUCGGAUGAGCACCGUGUUGCCGUGCAAGCCAAGGCCACCGCUGUGUCGGGUACCUUUGCGCCCAUUGUCGCGGCCAGCAAAGCCGCUGUCCAACAGUGCGCAGCGGGCGACAACUCGAGUGUGCAACCCAUGGUUGUCGCGACCUUUGAGCUUCUCAAGCAGACGAAAGAUCUGUUGUCUGUCAGUCGCGAUGUGUCUGGCACCUACGUAACCACACAGUAAAACUGGAGCGGAGGAGUGAGUUGUAGGUUGUUGUUUUGGUGUUUGCGUGUUUGUCCUGUUGUGUGUGCCCCCGUGUUUGUAUAUGUGAUUGGUGGUUCGCAUGCUACAUUUGCUUGUUCAGUUUGAUGCAGUGUUUUGUCUCUCGUCCAACAAUGAAGUCGCCAUUUAAUCAAGAAAA
Messenger RNA from Capsaspora owczarzaki ATCC 30864, 5182 nucleotides. RefSeq lists its product as hypothetical. Gene Ontology annotation, biological process: signal transduction. The transcript is spliced from 11 exons. NCBI's taxonomy places the organism in Eukaryota, Filasterea, Ministeriida, Capsasporidae. Bases 82 to 5004 code for a protein of 1640 amino acids. The record is from RefSeq and is a predicted model, not a curated record. Gene Ontology annotation, molecular function: GTPase activator activity; actin binding.